Columba livia (rock pigeon) is the source of this 2637-nucleotide messenger RNA. RefSeq names its product carbonic anhydrase 4 (gene CA4). The record is from RefSeq and is a predicted model, not a curated record. Gene Ontology annotation, molecular function: carbonate dehydratase activity; zinc ion binding. Bases 151 to 1101 code for a protein of 316 amino acids. The transcript is spliced from 8 exons. Lineage: Eukaryota; Metazoa; Chordata; Aves; Columbiformes; Columbidae. Gene Ontology annotation, cellular component: plasma membrane. Gene Ontology annotation, biological process: one-carbon metabolic process.
ACAAAGGGGAGGAGUUCACCUUCCUGGCUAUGGCUUUCAGGUCUGUCCAGGACUUCUUACUCCAGUAUAAAACUGAGAGCAGAAAUAUGAUCACAUCCUAAGAAGUCUAAUCAAUUCUGGUUUCAACACUGAGCCUAUUUAAAAUAGAGAAUGGAAUUGCUGUUCCUUGUUCUGUUCGCUCUGCACAUUCUCAAGACAGAGGCACUAGUUGUAAGCCAUUGGUGCUAUCAGUCACAGAAGGAUGAAGACCCACACUGUCAAGAUCCUCGAAAAUGGUACCAAACAUAUGCCACCUGCAAAGGGAAAAAACAGUCACCUAUCAAUAUUGUCACCAAAAAUGUCGUUCUGGACAAGAGCCUUAAUCCACUGAGCUUUGAGGGAUAUGAUGUGAAGGGAUCUUCUGCAUGGGACAUAGAAAAUAAUGGACAUACAGUUAAAGUAACAUUAGAUACAUCCCCUAAAAUUGGAGGCGGAGGUCUGGGAAGAAAAUACAAGGCUAUAGAAUUUCAUUUGCACUGGGGAGUCCGAGUCGAGCAGCAAUACCUUCCCGGGUCAGAGCACAGCAUAGAUGGAGAAAAACAAGCCAUGGAGCUUCAUAUUGUCCACAUAAGAGAAGAUGCUUCGGGUAUAGAAGAAGCAAAGAAAUAUGCAAAUGGAGUGGCUGUGUUAGCAUUCUUCAUCAAGAUUGAAGAAGAAAACAGAAACUAUGCAACUCUAAUAAGUGAAUUAGAGAAUAUUAAAUACAAAGGGCAAACAGCACAGAUGGAGCCUCUGCCACUGAGUUCUCUAAUCCCACCUAAGGAAGACCUUGGAAGGUACUAUCGGUACGAGGGCUCCCUCACCACUCCCGACUGCUAUGAGGGUGUCAUCUGGACAAUCUUUGAGAAGCCAAUUGAACUCAGUCUUUCUCAGAUAACUCAGUUUUCAACAGUCCACUUUGAUGGGAAGAACUCAACCCCCAUGGCUGAAAAUUUCCGUCCUGCUCAGUUUCUGAAUGAACGAGAGGUGUACUGGUCCAGUGCCAGCAUCCUCCUGCCUACUGCUAAGCUUUUGCUGUUGCUCCUGAUGCUCACGUACAUCCUGACUUCUCUUUGCCAAUGAACACUUCUCACCUCAUUCAAGGUUCUGGCCUUUUUGGAGGGUUUUUUAUUGUUGUUGCUGUUGUUGGUUCUUUGUACCAAGUAGUCUCUCUAACUGCCAGCUCAUGAAUCAUAUCUCAGUACAGGAUUUCACCUUGCCCUCCACCAGACACUGACCUAGGACUUCUCUUGGCACUCCUAUAAAAAUUGAAACCCAUUGCACUAAAUCACAAGAAUUCAAAAGAACGGUAAGAUAAAGCUACAAAGAUUCAAAUUAAAACAAACACAUACACACAACACACUUAAAGAAAACAUUAAGAUGGUUUAUCUGCAAGCCUGUAGUUUUAACACAGCACUGGAAGGACAGUCUACAAGCUAUACAGAGGACCUUGAAGAGGAAUUUGCUCUUAAGUGCCUAUGAAGAGUUUUGUUUGCAGUAUGUUUACAUUCAACACUGUAAAUCAGAAAGACAGUAACACGUGGAGUCAUUAUCAUCCCUGCGUUGUCCUACACGAAAGUACAAGACAAAGAAAAAUUGCUCACACGCAAUUGAGAAAUAUCUGGGUGGUCCUAGCGAGUGAAGGAUGUGUGACAUCUGUACUAACACUAUUUUACCCCUUCUUGCUUCAGAAUGUCCACAGUUAAUUUUUCAGUAAGGAAGCUGGAUUCCUUUCAUCUAACCUACUGAUUCUGGACUUCAGGUUUCUCUAUUAAGCCUAUUUAUUCAUCCUAGUAUGGAAUCCUGCUCUGGGAUGCCCAGGGAUAUGAUGUGCUAGAAAGAAGAAGGGAAACUCAACCACAUGUACCCUUUGCACAUCUGUGGAAAUUCCCUCUCUUUGGAGGGCUGCGUUUGAAGCAUGAGACUUUGACGAUCCUUUACAGUUUUCAUUUGCCUAAUAAAAUGGGACAGUUCAAGAAAUGGCUCUUUCCAGUAUCACAUUUCAGAAGUUUUUAAAUGUCGGUUUGAAUGUAUCUUUUUUUUUUAAUCAUAACAUACCUGCAAUAUUCCCGUAUGAUGAAGAUUCACAGUUUGUCUAAGAAGAUUGUGAUUUGAACUUCAAAUUCUUCAGAUCUUACCCUAUUUACUCACAGAAAAGCUCAGUAUAUUGGGAAAUGGGAUUUGCUUAUAUUAUUCCAGUUCUCUCUCUGAAGACAGACAUAACAGUUUUCUCUGGCUAUUGCCAUGUAACAUGUUACAACUACUUUUAGAAUUUUAGAUUUUGGCCACACCAAAAUAGGAUUUCGUAUUAGCAGGUUGUAUUUUGUUCUCUAGGGCAAUAUUCGCAGAGGUGCCUUUAUGCUACAGCUCUACGGCCAUUUUCAGGAAAAUCACAUCAGUGAGACUAACCACAGCUCACCAAAGGAAAAAAAGCAGGGUGAGAACUUAUUUUUGGAUUUAACCAUCAAUUAUAUAAGCUUCAGAAAACCACAAAGGAAAGCAAAUUCACCUUUUGAAGUUUAGAGGGAUGAUUAAGACUUUGACUGUAUUUUUAGCUAACCGAAAAACUUUUGAGGAACGGACAUAAAUAUUAAAGUUGAACAGAGACCUAUAGUUUCA